GUUUUUUUCUCCUGGUCCGGGGAAACAGAAAAGUGAGCAGAAAGACCUUGAGCGAAGAACAGAUGGGGAGCAAUAUGCCUAUGUGUGCCGCUGUUGGUCUUCUAGCACCCUCGCCAUGGCUCCUCCGGACAACAACAGGACGUCCACUUCAAGGUCGCUCGCAGCCGCGUCCGGAGAGAGCCUGGGGGCAAUGAACAUUCCACUGGGGCCUCCCAACAAGGGCGGAAAAUCCGGGACAACUGACAAAACAUCGGAGGGGAGGAGAAUGAUUCGACACACGCUCAACCCCAUCAUCAAACUGCUGUCCCCAUCGCCCUCCACAUCAUGCAGGCAACACGAAACACCUGCAUGGAUCCAUGGGGAGUGAACGUGUGCUAUACACUGUGUCACGGCAGGCGCAUUCUCUACCCUAUGUCGCUGAGAUUUCGCAAGGAAGACCUGGAGACGACCUAUGCGCAGCACGUGCAGGUAGGUGCGGGUGGGUGACGGGCAGCAGCCAGAGGGCAACAACCACCAUAUGUGCCAUUUGAGUGGUUCCAUACACACACGGCUCGGCUUUGCAGCGUCAAGCUGCCAAGAAUCUGUGGUGGUCGUUGCUGCUCCUUGUGGGGUGCAUUGCCCUCGAGUAUUCUGCCACAGCACUUCUGACAGAAGGGUUCCGCCCCAAGCACAAGCCAUCCCACUUGGCCUACACUAUAGGCGUCUUCACCAUCGUGUUAUCCGGCGUGUUCGUGAGCGGGAUGUCCGCUGUCAAGGGAUUCUACGCCUACAUAGAGGUGAGGAGAGUGACCAUAUGUGCAAGCAGGCCAGCUAAGCGUGCAACGAUAGACCUGUUGCUCACCAGUUGAUCAUAUCUCUCGGCGGGUCGCUGUUGUGCGGUAUCCUGGUGUUUCUGGUGGACCACUGGCGGGUGGCUCGGCUGCUCGAGGACAUCUCACCCAACACCAUAUGGAAGAGGUAUGCAAUGCCAGCCAAGGCGGACUGGUGGCUGAGGGGCGUCUUUGUAUUUGUGUCUGUUCGUCUCGAGUAGGGAUUACUUUUCCGAUGGUCCCUUGCUGUUGGGUCUGAUGUCCAUUCUGCUAUCGAUCUGCAUCUACCUGCCAGUCAGGUCCAUAUGCCUAUGGCCCGUCUCUAUGAGGUACAUAUCGACGUGUAUGGGCAAUCCCGCACAGAUACCAACGGGAGAGCACAUGUGUUGCCUCAUCUUCGUCUGGACGUUCAGCUCGAUUUUGUGCUAUGCGUUUGCUACGUUCGUGUUCAAUUCGCCUGACGGCAACCGUCCGGCGGUGCUGAACGUGCUGCUGCUGAUACUGCUCAACCACCUGGCGUUUGCAGGCCGCCGGGCACUCGAGGCUCAGCAGCGGCUGCAGUUCCACGAGGUCUACCAGGCGGGGUUCAAAAUCAAAUCACUUGAACAGCAGGUAGACAACUAGAGAGGGAAGGAGCGAGGGACGCAGCAACCAGCAUGAAGCGUCACUUAAACACAUGCGACGUCUCUCUCUCUCCCCUUCGCGGCCAUGGUCAGAUUCAGCAGGUGAACCAGCGCCCACCCACCACACUCGAGAGCCUCUUCGACUCACUCAAGGACGCAACCAAGAGAAUGGACUACGUCAGAACACUCCUACAUGUGAGUCGGCGACAGGAGACGGCCCGCUGGCUGGCGGUACGGGUGAACAAAGGAAUGGCUGAACCUGUGUGUUGUGAGCAGGAUGACUACCCCGACUUGGCGGCUCAGUUGGAGAGCGGGAUAGCUGAGGUAAAGGAGUCCAUCCUGCACCUCACCAGGAUCGACACGCUGCUGCAAGUCAAUGUCAACGCCAUCAUCGGUCACAAAUAAUGCACUUGAUGAGAUUGACACACUGCCACCCUCAGUACGCACCCUACUUACUCGCUUAUGCCUCUACGUCUGUCUGUGCGUCUGGGCAGAGCGGCGGACGUCGAGUGUGUCGGUCAACGACACCACCAAGAAGUUCAUCAAGGAGAACUUUAUGCGGGGCAGGACGGAGUCACCCCUCCCGGCAAAAGGCAAAGUAUCCAGAAGACCUACCAAGAUCAGGUUCAUACACAUAUCAUGGGCGCGUGGCCACAUACGUGUGUUGCAUGUGUCUAGAUUUUCGGUGAUGAUGGCUCCCCGAGCAGCUCAUGACGGUCACGAGAGCACCCGCGCCCUGUGUGAGGGCCUGGGCACCGAGUGGAACUUCAACAUGCUGCAGCUCAACGAAGCCACGGCCAAUAACGCUCUGGUACGAAUGGACUCGCUCACUUACUCACUCACUAGGGCUGAGGCAGAAACAGGGUGACUCUGUUGGGCGUUGUAGGUGACGGUGGGUAUAUACGUAUUGGAGCCGUUCGUGUCAUCUUCGCUGCGAUGCGCGCAGCAGGUGGUGGUCAACUUCCUGUCGGAGAUACAGAGGAGAUACAAAGCACAGCCCUACCACAACGCUGCACACGGUACAUCCACAUCCAUGCCUACGGCGGGACGUCUCUUUCCCCCCCGCAUGUCUAUCUGUCUGUGUAUAGGUGCCGAUGUGUGCCACAGCACGCUGUUUCUCGUUCAGCAUCUGUGCGUCUUCGAUAAGAUUGACGAGGUGGAUCAGCUGGCCGUCAUCGUAGCCGCACUCGCACACGAUGUCGGACACCCUGCCAGGAGCAACGCAUUCCAGGUUACCAAAGCCACAUACACAUACCGCUGCCCACAAAUCGAAGCGAGGAAGCGCCGCCUCUUGAGCGUGUGUUGUCAGAUAGCUAUUGGGAGUGACUUGGCGGUGCGUUACAACGACAUGUCUGUGCUGGAAAACUUCCACUCGGCACAGACAUUCGAGGUCCGUCCAUGCAGUCCCGCGGCAGCUGCAUCCUGUCCCUCUUGUGCUGUGCUGUGCUGUGUUGUGUUGUGUUGUGUUGUCGUGUGUGGGUCAGGUUCUGAGGACGGAUGACUGCAACAUCAUGCAAGGGCGCGAACCUGAGGAGUGGAGAGCAUUCCGGUGGGCGCGGUACACACCGAUACAAUACACGCGCUCUGUUGAUGAGUGGUUAUUGAGUGAGUGGUGUGAUGUUGAUUGACUUGCAUCAGCUCUGCAGUCAUCGACAUGAUCCUAGAGACCGACAUGAACAAGCACUUUGAGUCCAUAUCGAAAUUCAAGGUAUGUCGGCUACCUCCGCCGCUGCGUGAGCCCAUGCAUGCACCCGCCAUGCAUGUUGUGGUCAGGUCCGGAUCCAGAAUGAUGAUUUCGACAUUGUGACAAGGAGUGAGGACCGUUUCCUGACGGCCAAGAUGUGUGUCAAAGCGGCGGACAUCGGGCACUCCACCAAGGAGUGGAACCUCCACUACGCCUGGUCGCAAAAGGUCACCGAGGAGUUCUUCGAACAGGUCAACACAAACAUCACCUUACCCACCGGACUCUGUCCGUCUGUCUGUCUGUGUCUGGAGCCAUGUGUUACGCACCUGUGGGAUGCGCAUGUGGGUGUGUAGGGCGACGAGGAGCUUGCUCGUGGGCUGCCGGUAUCGCCCCUGUGCGAUCGGUCCAAGAUGGACGAAGUGCCCAAAUCGCAAAGCGGGUUCCUGCAGGUGCGCAGAGAACAAGAUGCUGUCUCUCCCCUUGACCUUGCUCGUCUUGUGGUUGCUUGUUUGUGUGUCAGUACGUGUGCCUGGACAUAUUUCAGCAUCUGGCCUACGUGGAGGAGAAGGUCAAGAUGAGCGACUACAUGGAGCGCCUCACCCACCACAUGACCCACCACAACGGCGCCACCCACCCGGUCUCCGCCCAGCACUCUAACGUCUCACACCACUCAGAGGCAGACGAACACCACCCCGGAAGAACGCAGCCCGCCGACAAACAUACACCCGCUGCGCCUUCAGGGCCUGCGCAGGGCCCCGCUGCUCACAAAGGGACCACUGGGGCCCCAUCAUCGAAGCACAGGCGGUCCCAGGGUGACGGGAGCAAGAAGAGGCAGCGGCACCUGCUGCACUCAUGGGGCGGCCGCACCGCCACCAAUCAGCUGCAGCUGGAGCCAUCGAGGGAACGAAGCAUUGGCCUGACCUCAUCGCCCGUGUCGGAGGCUGGCCGCACCGACGCGGACCCCGUGGGGCACUCAUCUAAUGCUCACCAUGGCGGUGGUGUCUCUUCAUCGUGUCAUGAUUUGCCGGAUGCCCCGCCCGCACCGACCUUUGAGGUGCACCGGUGCUGCGUGGAGCAGCUACUGGAGAACAAGAUGGAGUGGCAAAGACGGGCUGACGACACCGAGCACAAGAGAAAACAUACCGAAGGGGUCAGCACUGCAUGCACGUGUCGAAUCCAUGCACACACCCACAAUUGGUGAGGUUUGGUAUCCUGUGCAGGCGGUUGGUCGCAGGGUGCUAUUCAAGGGUGUGGGCGGGCGGGCGGAGGGUGCGGAUGAGGUGCCUCCUCCGCUCGACGGCCGUUCCCUCUUGCCGUCACUGGCCGAUGAGGAGCCCCUGCCACCCCAGAGUGACCUGACGACGUCUCCCCCACCCACAUCCCCGCCGCUCUUCAGCGACCACACCGACCCGCCCGCCAGGACACUAUCUCCGAUGUCCCUGGAUGCAGACGGGGCACCUGUGGGCCUCAUCUCCCCGGGGUCACCCGACAUGGGUGACCCGUCAUCCCUGCGGCGGCCGCUGGCGGAGCAGAUGAAGAGGGUGGAGGCGGCGCCACCUUCCCUGGCCCCUUCUCGGGCAGGGGGGGCCGUCCGCGUGGACAGUUUGGAAAUCGUGGAGAAGGAGGGGCCCCUGUCGUCGACGACACCCACACCCGGGGGGAGCCCCACUAGGCCAGGUGGGGACGGCGGGGAGCUAGAAAUCAGAUUGACGUUAUCCUGAAGAAGAAUUCUUCAACCAACGAUUGCAAUUGCGUGUGGUCGUGAGAUAUGGGGC
Vitrella brassicaformis is the source of this 4891-nucleotide messenger RNA. NCBI's taxonomy places the organism in Eukaryota, Vitrellaceae. The record is from the annotation of a GenBank genome assembly.